Scleropages formosus (Asian bonytongue) is the source of this 3472-nucleotide messenger RNA. Its product is annotated as activin receptor type-1-like. Gene Ontology annotation, molecular function: ATP binding; transmembrane receptor protein serine/threonine kinase activity. Gene Ontology annotation, cellular component: BMP receptor complex; plasma membrane. The record is from RefSeq and is a predicted model, not a curated record. The transcript is spliced from 12 exons. Gene Ontology annotation, biological process: heart development; cellular response to growth factor stimulus; protein phosphorylation. NCBI's taxonomy places the organism in Eukaryota, Metazoa, Chordata, Actinopteri, Osteoglossiformes, Osteoglossidae. The coding region runs from base 367 to 2097 and encodes 576 amino acids.
UACGGCGGGGACACGACGCGCUCGAGCUCCCGUCGCACGGCUUACAGCCACAGCGUCCCGGAGCUGGUCGGACAACGUCACAGCCAGCCGGGCGCGCCGUUUACAGAGCGCGGAGUUUAUUAUUCUUCGUAGUUCGUUAAAUCAUUAUUAAUGACGUAAUCUGAACGUCGGUUAUGCUUCAGUGAGGUUAGAAGACGUUGCACGUGAUAAAUAUGUGAGUUGCGUUGCGGUGAAAUGGAUCCAGCGGUGCACCUGCGUGCUGCCGAGUCCGGGCUGGUGCGGUGACCCCCCCCCCUGCGGAGGAGCGGUGAGUCCCGGCGCGAGCGGAGAGCGCGCGGGCAGCUACAUUUGUCAUUUGAAUUGUCCAUGGUGAUAUCGAGACCGGGGUGGACCGGCGGUGGUCCCCGACUGAUACCGACACGAGACCCGCGGUUUUUCGUCAGGAGAAUCAAUUAUCAUUCCGUGCUGCACCGGAGCCGAACGACACCAUGGGUGGAGACUUGUCUUGGGGCUGAAAGGAGACUCUCCAACCCUUCGUCCAGCUCACUGGUUAUGCCCUGUUUCCGCAUGCCUUUCUGCAGCAAGCAGUUGUCAUUUAAUGAAAUGCUUUGCGCUUUGGAGCUGACAGCAGUGCUGUACUUUCUGGACCUGUGGUCCUCUGUGGCUCCUUCAGCUUUGCCCCAUGAAAACCAGGUGUUGUGUGUAUGCAACGGCAUAGGCUGUGUCAACAACACCUGCUGGGGGAACACCUGCUUCUUCACCAGGGUGCAGGGCACCCAGGAGUGGGGCUGCUUUCAGGAGGAGCUGUCAACACAGUGCAGUGUGCCUAAAAUAAAGGAGCUCUACACGCUGUGCUGCUCCUCCAAUUACUGCAAUGCCAAUGCCACAGCACCAGAGGAGGAAGAGCUGGGUGACAAGGGGGACCGUAUGUUCGUGGUGGUGGGUUUGCCGUUGUUGGUCCUGUUCCUUCUGUCCACCUCACUCUAUGGACUGUUGUGCUGGCUGCGGGCCCAGCGCCAGCGACGAGGGUUGGACCUGCACGACACCGAAAAAGCCGUCACCCUCAAGGCCUCCGGAACUAGAGACCCUACGUAUGAGGACAUGUUUGACGAGUUCUGCACCUCUGGCAGUGGCACAGGCUUGCCUUACCUGGUGCAGAGGACCGUAGCGCGACAGAUCACCCUGGCUGAGUGCGUUGGAAAGGGGCGUUACGGUGAAGUUUGGCGCGGCACCUGGAUGGGGGAGAGCGUGGCAGUGAAGAUCUUCUCCUCGCGCGAUGAGCAGUCGUGGUUCCGUGAAACCGAGAUCUACAACACUGUGCAGCUGCGGCACGAGAACAUCUUGGGUUUUAUUGCUUCAGAUAUGACAUCUAAGAACUCCAGCACUCAACUGUGGCUAAUAACACACUUCCAUGAGCUGGGCUCCCUGUAUGACGUCCUUCAGUACAGAAGCCUGGACCCUGACAGCUGCCUGCGCAUGUGCAUGUCUGUGGCCAGUGGCCUGGUGCACCUACACACAGAGAUAUUCAGCAGCCAGGGCAAGCCAGCCAUUGCCCACCGGGACCUAAAGAGCCGCAACAUACUGGUCAAGAAGAAUGGGCAGUGUUGCAUCGCCGAUCUGGGCCUAGCUGUCACGCACUCUCAAACCAGCGACUAUCUGGAUGUGGGCACUAACCCCCGGGUAGGAACCAAACGGUAUAUGGCGCCUGAGGUCCUGGAUGAGAGCAUUCGAACCGACCACUUUGAGUCUUACAAGCAGACUGACAUCUGGGCCCUGGGAUUGGUCAUGUGGGAGAUCUCUCGCAGGACUGUGGUGAACGGGAUUGUUGAGGAGUACCGCCCCCCGUUCUUUGACGUGGUGCCCUCAGACCCUAGUUUUGAGGAGAUGAAGAAGGUGGUCUGUGUGGACCAGCAGAGGCCCAGUCUACACAACCGCCUGCACUCUCACCCGAUUCUGUUUACCAUUGCCAAGGUCAUGAGGGAGUGUUGGUUCCAGAACCCCACAGCCCGUGUGACUGCGCUCCAUGUGCGCAAGACCCUCGCUAAGCGGGACCAGAACCGGGACCCCUGUCUGUACAAACUAAAACGUGACGUCUAGGCCCUGAGUGCAGCACUUUGCAAAAUGUUUUGUUACAAACCCACACAUAUAUCUGUUCUCCAUUCAUUCAAAGGUUUACUUCCCACCAGGGUAUUGUUCCACUUUUUGGGAAACACUAGGUGACUUUUGUGCUAUUAUGCUAUUCCUUGCAUUUUCUAUGUGCUGACUGGACUUUUUAGGUUUGCACCAUUUUGCUGAAUGACUGAAAAAACUAUGGGUAGACUCUUGAACUGAAAUACCUGGUUCUAGUUCACUUUGUUUGAUGGCCAGUGAGUAGGCAUGGAAGAACUGGGACAAGUGGCCAAGACCAUUAGCUGUUCCCAUGCAGGUUACCUGAAUCACAGUCCAAAUGGCUGAGUGUGUACAGUCUGUGAACACUGGGACUAUAUGACAAUCCUUGUGGGUGUGAUGUCAUUCACUUUUUUACAUUUACAUUUAAUGUUUUGACAUGGUUUUGCUGAAAAUUUUAAUGGUUUUGUUGGUUGAGCUUAAUUGAGGCUAAUGUACAGGUUUCACAGAUCAUUUAAAAAAUAUAUUUUGAAAGCACUUCAACAUGAGUUUUAAGGCUCUCUGUGACUGUCAAAUCAACUCAAUGCAAUUUUGAAUCAUUUAAUAUUUGCACUAUAGGUUAAUGAAAAAGGCUGACAAUUACAUAUUUAUUGCACUGCACAGAAAAUGUAGAAAUUUAUUUGUCUCAAAAGCAGGUAAUUUCUUAAAACGGAAGAGUGCUUGUUUUUCAUCAAAUAUUUUGCAUGAUCUGUGUUUGAGUUUGUAAAGUUUUUCUAACAUGUAAAAUGUUUUAACUAUAUAAUACACUAACCAAUUAUACCAAAAUUAAUAUGCCAUAUAGUAAAAAAAUGCAAUUUACAGAACGAUUUAAAUACAGUUUUAAUUCUUUAAUGGACUUUUAUGGAAUCUGGAAGUCUGUUGUGUGUUUUUACUGGGACACAAGUCCGGUGAGGUUCGAGCAGCAAAGUUAACUUGUGGGAAAUAUAAAACAUAUCCCAUUUUUACACGGACUGUGGGUAAUAAAACACUUGUGGUAAAUGAAGCACAGACACUGGCAGCUGUCUUAUUCAUAUGUAAGGUUUGUGAACACUGGAAUUCUCUGGGUUUUUCCUUGAAUGGCUCCUAAAUUGUGAUAUGAUUGUCAUCUAAGUCAUUUUCAUAAAAGAAACAGCCUUAACAAACACGCACCCUACUUUAUUAUUAAUAACGGCAACUGAGUACUUUUUGUAGCAGCUGGUCAGACCUCUGCAGCAGUUAGGUGGUAUUUUGUCCCAUUCCUCUAUACAAAACAACCAAGCAUUGUCAACAGCUGCUUGUCUCAAGUGGGGUCGCAGUGGAAGCCUACCCAGCAACACAGGAAGCAAGG